CAGAGCUCCAGCACUACUCCACUCUACACUACAGAGAUCCUACUCCACUCUACUCUACAGAAAUUCUACUCUUCUCUGCUCUACCCAGCUCCUGUUGAUGACAUCUAACGGUGUGUCUGCAAGAGGUACGACUCAGCAUCACUGAUCUCCACCAACCUCUGUCCUCCGACCCAGCCCAUCUCCACUUAUCCCACCAGGUCACCACUCCUCUACGGUCCGGUCCCAUCUCCACUUAUCCCACCAGGUCACCACUCCUCUACGGUCCGGUCCCAUCUCCAAUCAUCCCACCGGAUCACCACUCCUCUACGGCCCGGUCCCAUCUCCACUCAUCCCACCAGGUCACCACUCCUCUACGGCCCGGUCCCAUCUCCACUCAUCCCACCAGGUCACCACUCCUCUACGGCCCGGUCCCAUCUCCAAUCAUCCCACCAGGUCACCACUCCUCUACAACCCGGUCCCAUCCGCCCUCCACCACUCCAUCAGUCUGAGGGGAAGACCCUUAUGGGAAGCAGCUAGGACCCUCUUCCUCAGCACUGACAGCCAUCACCAUCUGCAGCAAGAACAGAUGUGUGCCAGUGACCAGUGAGCAGUAGUGAUGGGGGACUGGAGUCUCCUGGGGAACUUCCUGGAGGAGGUUCAGGAACAUUCCACGUCAGUGGGGAAGGUGUGGCUCACUGUCCUCUUCAUCUUCAGGAUCCUGGUGCUGGGCACGGCCGCAGAGUCCUCCUGGGGAGACGAGCAGAGUGACUUCCUGUGCGACACCCAGCAGCCCGGUUGUACCAACGUCUGUUAUGACCAGGCGUUUCCUAUCGCACACAUCCGCUACUGGGUCCUACAGAUCAUCUUCGUAUCCACACCGUCACUGAUCUACAUGGGCCACGCCAUGCACAUAGUGCGGAGGGAUGAGAAACAAAGGAGGAGGGAGCAGGAGAAGAUGGAGGAGAGAGGAGAGGGGGGGAGUGUAUCAGGGGAGAAGGCGUACCUCCAGCAGAGGGAUUGUGGGAAGGUGCUGCAGGCAUCAGGGCAGGUUCGUCUGCGGGGAGCACUGUUAUCCACAUACAUUCUGAGCAUUCUGAUCCGCACAGUGAUGGAGGUGACCUUCAUCGUGGUCCAAUACAUGAUCUAUGGAGUCUUCCUCAGGGCUCUGUACCAUUGCAAGGCCUGGCCCUGCCCCAACCCAGUCAACUGCUACAUGUCCAGGCCCACAGAGAAGAACGUGUUCAUCGUCUUCAUGCUGGUGGUGUCUGGUGUCUCCCUACUCCUCUCUGUGGUUGAGCUCUACCACCUGGCCUACAGGCGUAUCAGGAAGUGCAAGCGCAACCACGCCGCCCUCAAAAACCACACCCAUAACGCUGUGGCCAUCGUCGUCACCAGGGACCCCGACACCCCGCCCAAUCACAACUCCCCGGGCUGCAGCCCUCCCCCUGACUUCAGCCAGUGCCUGGCAUCGUCGGGGACGAUGACCCCCAUGAACCCCAUGCCUUCUCACCCCUUCAACAACAGGAUGGCACACCAGCAGAACUCCAUCAACAUGGCCACUGAGCGCCAUCAUUCCCAUGACGACCUGGAAGGGGAGGGAGGAUUCCUGAGAAUGAGCUACACCCAGAUGCCAGGGGAGAUGGCCAACGGGUGCUCCGCACCAUCCCUGCUGCACGCCAGCUACCUGAAAGACAAACGCCGCUUCAGCAAGACCAGCGGCACCAGCAGCCGGGUCCGACCAGAUGACUUGGCCGUGUAGAACCAGACAGACAGAGAGUGACAGAGAGGAGCUGAGAAAGAGAGGAGGGAGCAGACAGGACUUUCAGACACAGCAGGAGAGAGGCCCUUCCUAGAGGAGAGUGGAGUAGGCUGGGUCUAUAGACCCAGAGACAGAAGUGGAGCAGGUAAUACAGACUGGGGCUAAAGAUGGAUGUGUUAGCAAACUCCAAGUGGAUCCAUUCAGAAGGCACCAGGCUGGCCAUACAAACCCAGGAGCAGCAGCCUAAAACUGGGGAAACUGUGGAGGAUUGUCUACAGCUCCAAGAGCACCACAGGAAGAGAGACCUUGGGGUCUGUAAGCUCACUGGGAGUGGGUCGAGUGGAUCUUGAGAGCUUCCGCAUAUUGGACUGAGCUUUAAGACUGUGACCGUUGGGAGAACUGAUGGUUUUUGUUAGAGCAAUAAGUAGCUGGCCAAGCUUGAAACAUGGACAUGAUAUCUGUGAUAAAAUAUUGAUCUUGAUGCAAAAGAGACACCUUUUAUAUCACAAUUCGGGAAAAGCCUUGAAAUAACAGAUAAUUGCACAUUGUAUGUUUUUAUGUUUUAUAGGGCAGAGAAUUACAGUAGCUAUUUCUUUAAAGUCUGAGAAUAUUAUACAUUAAACUUGCAUAUUUAGUGUGCCAAAAACUGUCCCACAGUCUAUCUAGCUGCUGAUUAUAAUAACACAAACAUGUACAUGCUUGCAAAUGGAAACACACACACACAGAGACGCGUACACACACAAACACACACACACACACACACUGCUGUCAGAGGAGGAAAAAACCUAUAUUCAGGGGUCUGACCAAAGAGUGUUGUCCCCUGAUGCCUGGGAUCCAAUGACGGAGGCUAUCUGCAGCAGUUUGGAAAGUGAAAUUGGGACACAGAUCCCUGCAAUGCAAUCCAAUGUGCACUAUAUGAGCUUCAAAUAUAGCAGGAGCAACUGUUUUCUCUGUGUUUAAUCCUGAUUGCAUACAGUGCAUUCGGAAAGAUUUCAGACCCCUUGAAUUUUUCCAAAUUUUGUUACGUUACAGCCUUA
Messenger RNA from Coregonus clupeaformis (lake whitefish), 2775 nucleotides. Its product is annotated as gap junction alpha-5 protein-like. NCBI's taxonomy places the organism in Eukaryota, Metazoa, Chordata, Actinopteri, Salmoniformes, Salmonidae. Gene Ontology annotation, cellular component: connexin complex. The transcript is spliced from 2 exons. Gene Ontology annotation, biological process: cell communication. The coding region runs from base 596 to 1738 and encodes 380 amino acids. The record is from RefSeq and is a predicted model, not a curated record.